CCUUCGUCGCCGGGCAUCAAUUGCCCUGGAAAGCAAGCGUAUCCAUCUCGCUUCUUCAUCGGCAACAGCUUCGGAGCUCUCAGGUCGAAGCCAUUGGGGCCCCUUGGGCAUUCAUUCCUCAGCGGCCCUCCCGAGUCAUUCCUGUUUCUACUACCGUCUCCGUCAGGGGAGCACUGACAAAUUGGGGGCCCGGCUCCCCAGGCAGGAGCCGAAGCGCAGACACCCUUCUCCAGGCAAUCUCCAUUCUUGUCGCGGUCGCAUCCCGGUCCAAAUGCCGGGUGAGGAAUCACCGGCAGACGGGCGACAUCCACACGCGCCGACCCCGUUGUCCGAACGGCCCUAAGGAUCUUGCAUUAGGGAGGCAUCCUUAAAAUGCAACCUUGCCCCCAGCCAAAUCGCGCACUUAGUGCCUAUUCUUGACCUUACACUGUCCACCGUUCUCUGCUCUCUACCACCGCUCCCGUCGCCAGCCCCAUCUUACCAGGAACUCCGAUCAUCUGGCGUGUACGACCAGGCUCAGCUUCACUGUGUCACGCCGCCUCGCAACGCCCCAUGCAUCAUAUCUCCGGCCUGCAUCAUGAGCGCGUGCUCACUAGCUGACACUUCACCUCGUAUCAUCACCGCUUCGUGGCGUAAGAGGCCGUCGAUGACCAGUCAAUUCACCUAAGUGACAACAACAAUGCCGUCCGCGGUUACUUCGACAACGCCAGUCAGCCUGGAUCUGAUGGAGAUGCAGCGCUGGGCCUACAUCCCAGAUGUGCCUCAUGAUCUUGGUCCCAUCCGCGAUUUGCUUCGCACCUAUGGCAACAUCGCCAAUGAAGACCUAGAUGGUCAUCUGCUGCGCGUGCGGCAAGAAGCAUGGGCCAUUUCCCGGUACCCGUUUGUUGGUCGAUGGAAGUUUCUCCGACUGGUUGACAGUCAGGACCCUUGCUACCGCCAGAUUGUCUUCAGACUCAACGUGCCAGGUUCCAGAGACGUCUUUCUGGACCUGGGAUGCUGUGUUGGCCAAGUUCUGAGACAGCUUCGGGCCGACGGAGUCCAAGGCUCUCAGCUCAUCGGCACAGACGUUCUCCCCAAAUUUAUUGACAUUGGCUACGACCUUUUCCGCGACAGGGAUAGGCUUGGCGCCUCUUUUGUCGUGGGCGACAUGCUUGAUCCAGACGAUAGCCGGCUGGACGACCUGCGGGCCCGGGUGACCAUUAUUUACGCAGGCAGUUUCUUCCAUCUCUUCAACUGGACGCAGCAAUUAUAUAUCGGCAAGCGUCUAGUAGGGUUUCUCAAACCAGGGACGCGGAAUGCCCUUAUAUAUGGCAGACAUGUUGGGACGUCAAAGCCGGAAGCCAUGUCCACGGGUCCGAACUCAGUAUACCUGCAUGACAGGAGCAGCUUCCAGAGGCUGUGGGACGAUGUUGGGAUGCUCACUGGAACUAAAUGGGAAGUCGCCAUGGAGGCAAGCAGAGAAGGUCCGCGUACGAUGGAGAGUCUUGGGAAAAACUCACACCCUGUUACAUUCAUAGUGUACCAAAUCUCGUGAGCAUUAGAGUAGCCGCAAGGCACGAACUAUGUUACUAU
Messenger RNA from Purpureocillium takamizusanense, 1572 nucleotides. RefSeq lists its product as uncharacterized. Lineage: Eukaryota; Fungi; Ascomycota; Sordariomycetes; Hypocreales; Ophiocordycipitaceae. The transcript has 2 exons. The coding region runs from base 680 to 1534 and encodes 284 amino acids. The record is from RefSeq and is a predicted model, not a curated record.